Messenger RNA from Cannabis sativa, 4981 nucleotides. Its product is annotated as ABC transporter B family member 19-like. Gene Ontology annotation, cellular component: membrane. The record is from RefSeq and is a predicted model, not a curated record. Bases 428 to 4858 code for a protein of 1476 amino acids. The transcript is spliced from 9 exons. Lineage: Eukaryota; Viridiplantae; Streptophyta; Magnoliopsida; Rosales; Cannabaceae. Gene Ontology annotation, molecular function: ABC-type transporter activity; ATP binding; ATP hydrolysis activity. Gene Ontology annotation, biological process: transmembrane transport.
CGUUGAGAAUUAUGUGUGCCGGCGUCCCCCUUUGGCCUGCAAUCCAAUCAGGUUCGUUGAUGAUUACAAUUCAUCUAACUAGUCACGUAUAUAUGUAUAUUUAAAUCAAAAUAAUUAAAUAAUCAUAAAGACCAACAUUGCUAUAAGAAGAAGAAGAAUAAGGUACAAUGUCUAGUAUUCUUACAAAAUUUUAUCCGAUAACAAUAAUUAUAACACCAAUGCAUAUAUACGUAUCUGAAUUAGAAUCUCAAUAGAACCAAAAAUAAGAAUGGCGGAUUCAGCAAAGUUAUUGUUUGACUCCUAAAGCUGGAAUUUUUGGACUUGAUCACACUUGCAAGUUCCAACUUUUUCUCUGUUUUCUUUUUCCUUUCUAACCAAUUUAUACUUCGACUGUCUUCAUUUCCAUUCUGCCAUACAUUUUCAUGCCAUGGCUGAUUCUUCCUUUGAGUUUAACAGCUCUGUUGCUGACUCAACUCACCGUCACCGUAACCGCAACAGUGACAGUCGCCGCCGUCGCCGUCACCCAACUCCUGUCAACUCACACUAUGCAACUUCUAGCUCUUUCACUCAAUUUAGCUCUCAAUACUACCCAAGUGGUUUGCCUGCCGGAAGAAGAUUCCGCCACCCAACUCCGGUGCCCACCACGCCGUUUGCCUCCGACAAUGACGUGUCAUGGCAAAGUGAGGUAUCUUGGCAGUUUGAGCCCAGUGGAUGGCAUGAAAACCACAACCUGGGCUCUGUUCUUAGCCCAUGGACCGCCACUCCCAACGUAGUUCGUCGUUCGGCCAAUGAUUACUAUCUUUCUCGAACAAAUAAUGGUGGCCUCGGAACUUCGAUGAAUUCACAGUACGAUUAUUCCGGCUUUCAUGGUGGCAGGAUUGAGCUUCAAAGCUUUGUUGGUCAAGCUUUUGGUCGUGGCGUACAGAGCAAGUUAAGUACAAAAGCUAAGCCUUUGGCUAGUACAGAUGAGCUUAGUAUAGUUAAUUUCGCUAUACCAGAAGAUGAACAAGGACAUGACUAUGAUUCUUGGCCUUCUGCUUCUCAAUACGGUCAUGAUAAGUCUGGUAUUGAUGUUGGACGAGUUUCAGAUAGUGAAGAAGAGGAGGAAGAAGAAGAAGAAGAUGAUGAUGAUGAUGAUUAUGAUGAUGGCCCAGCUAAGACAGUUGGACUAUUGAGCUUGUUUAAGUAUUCAACCAAGUGGGAUAUUGUUCUUAUUAUUUUGGGUUGUUUGGGGGCUCUUAUAAAUGGAGGUUCACUUCCUUGGUACUCUUAUCUCUUUGGAGAGUUUGUGAAUAAAAUUGCUGAAGAUUCUUUGGAUACUGAUAAAAUGAUGAAAGAUGUCCUUAGGAUAUGCUUGUUUAUGAUGGGACUAGCAGCAUUAGUGGCAGUUGGAGCUUUCAUGGAGAUAACAUGUUGGAGAUUGGUGGGGGAGAGAUCAGCACAAAGGAUAAGAAAAAAAUACUUGAAAGCAGUUUUGAGACAAGAUGUUGCCUUUUUUGAUACACAAAUCAGUACUGGUGAUAUAAUGCAUGGAAUUUCAAGUGAUGUUGCUCAAAUCCAAGAAGUCAUGGGAGAAAAGAUGGCACACUUCGUUCACCAUAUAUUUACCUUCAUUUGUGGAUACGCAGUUGGGUUUUCACGGUCAUGGAAAGUAUCUCUAGUAGUCUUUUCUGUCAUCCCCCUAAUGAUGUUUUGUGGUAUUGCUUACAAGGCUGUUUAUGUUGGUCUAACAUCAAAAGAAGAGGUUUCAUAUAGAAAAGCCGGUAGUGUAGUAGAACAAGCUAUCAGUUCAAUCAGAACUGUAUUCUCGUUUGUGGCAGAAGAUCAUUUGGCUGAAAAAUACUCUGAAUUGUUGAACAAAUCAAUCCCAUUUGGAGCAAAAAUUGGAUUUGCUAAGGGUGCAGGUGUGGGAGUUAUCUAUUUGGUUACAUAUUCAACAUGGGCAUUGGCUUUUUGGUAUGGCUCUAUUUUGGUUGCCAGAAAAGAGUUGUCUGGAGGUGCUGCCAUUGCUUGCUUCUUUGGUGUUAAUCUAGGAGGAAGAGGCUUGGCAUUGUCAUUGUCAUAUUUUGCUCAAUUUGCUCAAGGUACUGUGGCUGCAGCCCGAGUUUUUGAAGUCAUUGACAGAGUUCCCGAGAUAGAUCCCUACAACCCAGUGGGAAGAAUCCUCCAAAAAUCCCGAGGAAGGAUUGAGUUUAAAGAUGUAAGCUUUGCAUACCCCUCUCGUCCAGAUGCUCAAAUUCUCAACUCCUUUACUCUAGUAAUUCCUGCUUCGAAGAGCUUUGCGCUGGUUGGCGCUAGUGGUGGUGGCAAGUCUACCCUUUUUGCUCUAAUUGAGAGGUUCUAUGACCCCAACAAGGGUAUAGUCACCCUGGAUGGUCAUGACUUAAGGUCACUGCAAGUUAAGUGGCUAAGAGGUCAGAUAGGUAUGCUGGGCCAGGAACCUGUUCUCUUUGCCACUACUAUUCUAGAAAAUGUGAUGAUGGGAAAGGAGAAUUGCACAGAGAAAGAGGCCAUUGCAGCUUGUAUAGCUUCCAAUGCUCACAAAUUCAUUUCUACUCUUCCACAAGGCUAUGACACUCAGCUUGGAGACAGGGGAACCCAACUUUCGGGUGGUCAGAAGCAGCGCAUUGCAUUGGCUCGAGCCAUGAUUAAAGACCCUACAAUUCUUCUGUUGGAUGAACCUACUAGCGCUCUAGACCCCGAGUCUGAGAUUAUAGUCCAACAGGCAAUUGACAAGAUUUCUUUAGGCCGAACAACCAUUGUCAUUGCUCAUAGGCUAGCUACUGUGAAAAAUUCUCAUGUCAUUGCUGUUCUUGAGCGUGGCUCCGUAGCUGAGAUUGGUAAUCAUCGUCAGCUAAUGGAAAAAGCUGGCGCCUACUAUAACCUUAUCAAGCUUGCUUCUGAAGCAGCCUCGAAAAAUACAGUUGAAGUAAAAGAUAGCGCGAAGGUUAUGCAGUUUCCUGCUUAUGACAAAUCAGUACAUGACAUAUCAAGAUCAAAGUAUUUGUACGAAGUAUCAGUGUCAAAGAACUUCAAAUCUAUGCAAAAGGAAAUUCAAGCAGAAGAAGAACAACAACAAAAACCAAAACAAAGAAACUAUAAGUUAAAUGAUUUAUGGAAGUUGCAAAGACCAGAGCUUGUAAUACUCAUCUUAGGAUUCAUUUUAGGUAUGCAUGCAGGUGCAAUUCUAUCUGCUUUCCCAUUAGCUCUGGGACAAGCCCUUGAGGUUUACUUUGCUAAUGAACCAGACAAGAUUAAAAGAAAAGUUGGGCAUCUUUGUUUGAUAAUUGUUGGGCUUGGUUUUGGGUGUAUAAUCUCCAUGACUGGACAACAAGGUUUAUGUGGUUGGGCUGGAACAAAGCUCACAGUGAGAGUUAGAGAUCUCUUAUUUAGAUCAAUAUUGAAACAAGAACCUGGUUGGUUUGAUUUUGAAGAGAAUUCUACCGGAGUACUUGUCUCUAGGCUCUCCAUUGAUUGUGUAAGCUUUCGAUCAGCCCUUGGAGAUCGUUUCUCAGUCUUGUUAAUGGGAUUGAGUUCAGCUGCAGUAGGCCUUGGUGUAUGCUUUUAUCUUGAAUGGAAACUAACCCUUUUGGCUGCUGUUCUCACUCCCUUCACCCUUGGUGCAAACUACAUAAACUUGAUCAUAAAUGUUGGACCAAGACUCGACAACAAAGCAUAUGCAAAAGCUAGCAAUAUUGCUUCUGGAGCAGUCUCAAAUAUAAGAACUGUCAUAACAUUUUCAGCUCAGGAACAACUAAUUAAGUCAUUUGAUCUAGCUUUAUCAGAACCAAAACAAAAAUCUGUUAGAAAGACACAGAUUCUAGGCCUCAUACUUGGGGCAUCUCAAGGCUCCAUGUAUGUAGCAUAUACCAUAACUCUUUGGUUUGGGGCAUAUCUUGUAAAAGAAAAGGAAACAAACUUUGGUGUAGUUUAUAAGAUUUUCCUCAUUCUUGUUCUGAGCUCAUUUUCUGUAGGACAACUUGUUGGGCUCGCACCAGACACUUCAAUGGCUGCUACAGCAAUUCCAGCUGUUUUAAGUAUCACCAACCGGAGGCCAUUGAUUGGAAGUAACAGAGAGAAGGGUAAGAAGAUUGAUCAGUCGAAACCAUUUGAUAUUGAGCUCAAAAUGGUAACUUUUGCAUACCCAUCUAGGCCUGAUGUGAUUGUGUUGAGAGACUUCUGUUUAAAGGUCAAAGGAGGUAGUAUGGUGGCAUUGGUGGGGGGAAGUGGUUCAGGAAAAUCAACAGUAGUAUGGUUGGUACAAAGGUUUUAUGAUCCAAACCAAGGAAAAGUGAUGAUUGGGGGUGUGGACAUAAGAGAGAUUGAUGUUAAAUGGUUAAGGAGGCAAACAUCUUUAGUGAGUCAAGAACCUGCUUUGUUUGCUGGAACUAUAAGAGAGAAUAUUGCAAUUGGAAAUCCAGGGGCUUCAUGGGGUGAGAUUGAAAAUGCUGCAAGGGAAGCUUACAUUCACAAAUUCAUCAGUGGCCUCCCUCAAGGUUAUGAAACUCAGGUUGGAGAGAGUGGUGCUCAACUAUCAGGUGGUCAAAAGCAAAGGAUAGCCAUAGCAAGGGCCAUAUUGAAAAAUUCAAAGGUACUACUACUUGAUGAAGCAAGUAGUGCAUUGGACUUAGAAUCAGAAAAACAUGUCCAAGAGGCAGUGAGAAAACUUUCCAAGCGAACCACCACCAUUGUAGUGGCUCAUCGGCUUUCAACCAUUAGAGAAGCUAAUAUGAUAGCAGUGGUGACCAAUGGUAAGGUGACUGAGUAUGGUAGCCAUGACACACUCAUGGCUUCCCAUGUUAAUGGGGCAUAUGCUAGCUUGGUUCGUGCUGAGACUGAAGCCAAUGCAUUUUCUUGAACUAUAUACUCAACUCAAACCCAAGUGUCAUUAACUACACACACCUUGUAAAGAAACUACUACUACUAAUGAGUAUUGCUUCCGUUUUUCGUAAUUACUUUACUCUCUCCGAGUGUGCAAAAA